Messenger RNA from Heterocephalus glaber (naked mole-rat), 1284 nucleotides. RefSeq names its product histone H1.5. Lineage: Eukaryota; Metazoa; Chordata; Mammalia; Rodentia; Bathyergidae. Gene Ontology annotation, molecular function: structural constituent of chromatin; DNA binding. Gene Ontology annotation, cellular component: nucleosome. Gene Ontology annotation, biological process: nucleosome assembly. The record is from RefSeq and is a predicted model, not a curated record.
UAAAGUAAAGUUUAUGUGGCUAUUUUCAGGCCCUGAGCAAUCACCCGCCCUAUGCCUGUGUUACUUGCACAGUUAGACACAAAGCUUAUUCCCAAAUCAAAGAAUAUACUGUGUUCCUUCUUUCAAAAAUAAAACCCCAAACCUUUGGACAAAUCCUUUUAAGUAGUAUUCCUUGAAUACAUAGUAUAAGUUUGUUGUAACAUGCAAUUUAGUAGCAGGAUGCCCCCAGGCUGCAGGAUUUUUCUUAAGCCACAGAAUUUUUCAAAGUAUCUUUCACUAAUUGAGUGGGAUACCAAAAAACACAAACAAGUGUGUGGACUUGGGGACUGUUCUCCCCUCUGAAACCUCACAGCCCAAAAUUCUGUUCCGUGGUUUUCACGAUUUAAUCAAGUUUGGGGGACCCACAAACCCACUUUGAGAGUUCCAGGGCGCGCAGCGGCGGCCGGUGGAUCGGUCCCUCCACCAAUCACAGGCCAGCGGCACGUUAUAUAAGGCCCGGGCCGCGCGUUGCAGCACUGCGAAAUUCGCCUCUGGGUUCUAGUUUGUUUUUCUUCGCUCUUUUCCCGUUGCCAUGUCGGAAACCGCUCCCGCCGAGACGGCCGCGCCGGCCCCAGUGGAAAAGUCCCCCGCCAAGAAGAAAACCGCCAAGAAGGCGGCCGGCGUGGCCAAGCGCAAGGUCACUGGGCCCCCUGUGUCCGAACUCAUCACCAAGGCCGUCGCCGCCUCCAAGGAGCGCAAUGGGCUCUCCUUGGCCGCCCUGAAAAAAGCGCUGGCCGCUGGCGGCUACGACGUGGAGAAGAACAACAGCCGCAUUAAGUUGGGGCUGAAGAGCCUAGUGAGCAAGGGCACCCUGGUGCAGACCAAGGGCACCGGAGCCUCCGGCUCCUUCAAGCUCAACAAGAAGGUGGCUUCGGGAGAGCCCAAGGCCAAGAAGCCGAGCGCCGUGAAGCCUAAGAGGCCCGCCGGAGCCGCCGCCAAGAAACCCAAGAAGGUAGCGGGCGCCAAGAAGGCUGUGAAAAAGACACCAAAAAAGGCAAAGAAACCUGCCGCGGCUGGUGUUAAGAAGGUGGCCAAAAGCCCCAAAAAGAUGAAGCCGGCCGCUAAGCCAAAGAAAACAGUAAAGAGCCCCGCCAAGUUGAAGGCCAUGAAGCCUAAGACGGCCAAGCCCAAAGCAGCUAAACCAAAGGCAACCAAGCCCAAGGCUGCCAAGGCAAAGAAGGCGGCGCCCAAAAAGAAGUAGGAAGUUUGUGCGAACAGUACGGAAGCCCCAAAGGCUCUUUUCAG